Messenger RNA from Acanthosepion pharaonis, 2184 nucleotides. NCBI's taxonomy places the organism in Eukaryota, Metazoa, Mollusca, Cephalopoda, Sepiida, Sepiidae. The record is from the annotation of a GenBank genome assembly.
AUGGGUACCAUAAUAUUUAGAUUUUGCACCAUUCCGCAAAAUGAAUCAAUCAACGAUAUAUCAAUCUAUCUCUCUCUCUCUCUCUCUCUCUCUCUCUCUCUCUCUCUCUCUCUGUUCAUAUCUAUCUAUCUGUUCAUAUCUAUCUAUCUAUCUGUUCAUAUCUAUCAAUCUAUCUCCCUCUCUCUGUUCAUAUCUAUCUAUCUAUCUCUCUCUCUGUUCAUAUCUAUCUAUCUAUCUAUCUGUUCAUAUCUAUCUAUCUAUCUAUCUCUCUCUCUCUGUUCAUAUCUAUCUAUCUAUCUAUCUCUCUGUUCAUAUCUAUCUAUCUAUCUAUCUCUCUCUGUUCAUAUCUAUCUAUCUAUCUAUCUAUCUCUCUCUGUUCAUAUCUAUCUAUCUAUCUAUCUAUCUCUCUCUGUUCAUAUCUAUCUAUCUAUCUAUCUAUCUAUCUAUCUAUCUCUGUUCAUAUCUAUCUAUCUAUCUAUCUCUCUCUGUUCAUAUCUAUCUAUCUAUCUAUCUAUCUAUCUCUCUCUCUUCAUAUCUAUCUAUCUAUCUAUCUCUCUGUUCAUAUCUAUCUAUCUAUCUAUCUAUCUAUCUCUGUUCAUAUCUAUCUAUCUAUCUAUCUAUCUAUCUCUCUCUGUUCAUAUCUAUCUAUCUAUCUAUCUCUCUGUUCAUAUCUAUCUAUCUAUCUAUCUAUCUAUCUAUCUAUCUCUGUUCAUAUCUAUCUAUCUAUCUAUCUAUCUAUCUAUCUAUCUAUCUAUCUAUCUCUCUCUCUGUUCAUAUCUAUCUAUCUAUCUAUCUCUCUCUGUUCAUAUCUAUCUAUCUAUCUAUCUAUCUCUCUCUGUUCAUAUCUAUCUAUCUAUCUAUCUAUCUCUCUCUGUUCAUAUCUAUCUAUCUAUCUAUCUCUCUGUUCAUAUCUAUCUAUCUAUCUAUCUAUCUAUCUAUCUCUGUUCAUAUCUAUCUAUCUAUCUAUCUAUCUAUCUAUCUCUCUGUUCAUAUCUAUCUAUCUAUCUAUCUAUCUAUCUAUCUAUCUAUGAGUUGUGUGUGCGUACGUGUCUGGAUUCAGUCUUUUCAUUCUCAUUCUUAAACUCACUUUGUCUCUCCGCCUCUUCGGCAUCUCUCUCUCUCUCUCUCUCUCUCUCUCUCUCUCUCUCUCUCUCUCUCUCUCUCUGUCUGUAUGUGUGUGUGUGUGUUUAUAUCUAUCUAUCUAUGAGGUGUGUGUGCGUAAGUGUCUGGAUUCAGUCCCUUUCAUUCUCAUUCUUAAACUACCUCACUUUGUCUCUCCGCCUCUUCUCUCUCUCUCUCUCUCUCUCUCUCUCUCUCUCUCUCUUCAUGUUUAUAUCUAUCUAUCUAUCUAUCUAUCUAUCUAUCUAUCCGUUUGUCUAUCUAUCACAGUCACUUCAUGUCUAUCUAUUAGAGAAUAACCGAUCCUACCUUCUCAUUAAUAUAACAAAGAUGGUUCAAAGAAGCAUCGCUCAAAGACAAACUAUUCUAAACUUCUCGAUCCAGACGUCCAGUCACGGAAACGCGUCCGUCCAACAACCAUGUCAGUUCAGCGGAAGCUCGAUAGAAAAACGCCCUCUCUUAGUCGUCUAUGAAAAUAUUCUCCCUUUCCCUGAAAGCGGGGACAAGAAAUUCCGACGAAAGCGUGAUGCCUCGACGGAACAGAAUACCACAACCGGCCAGGAGGACGCAGACGCCAGCACCCGACCGUCGAUUGAGAUUAAAACGGUAGUCAACUGGACAGACUGGGAUGGAAAUUAUACUAACUCCUCUGAUCCCAUUUUACCAGCUCUAUCCGAUCUCUCUUUACCGACGGUCUCCUAUGAUACUAACGCUACCAAUACCUCUUCCAGUUCCACAUCAUACCCUAUAACCUGUCACCUUCGCCAGUGGUACGUUAACUUUUCGGAAAUGAACUGGCACCAUGUGAUCCUUCAACCGCCAGGAUAUUAUGCUAAUUACUGCUGGGGGCUUUGUCCGGCAUUUCUGGAGAACGUUAAUGCCACUAAUCACGCAUAUCUACGCAGUAAAUUCAUGCUCUUUCACCGGCUCGACCCGGACAUACCCAAGCCGUUCUGUACACCCAUUAGAAUGACGCCGGUAACUCUUCUAUAUCUUAACAAAUAUGGUGUGAUUAUCGCAAAGAAAUUUCACGAAAUGGUGGCCGCUGAGUGUUCCUGCAUGUAA